AUGAAAUGACUGUGCUGUUCUAUGCUCCUGUUUCAAUCAUCACCUUACUCUGAUCGACCGAUAGAACGUGACAACGACAAAAGUCGACAGUGAGUUUGCUUGCGACGCUUUGUACCGAUGCAAAUUUGAUAUGCUCGCCGGGCCACCGACACAAUCGCACAAUUGAUUUCUUGUGUAUUUGUGUGUCUAUGUGUAGCAACAUGUCGAUCAGCAGCCAAACACGGUGGCGUUCAACCACCAUUCUUAUUUUAUCAGUUUAACGAAGCGGUCUAAUACUGCAACUAUUCUAUCCAGCUAAAUACUGCGUAAUUUCUGUCGAAGCCAUUUUCGUUUUAGAUUUUCGUACGUACGACUUAAAAGCGCUGAAAACAUGGAAAAUAUUGAAAUAGCAGAACGUAAUGUUGUUGAAGUGAAUAGCGUCACCGUUGAUCUCAGUGUAAUUGGUAAAGACGCCGAAAUUGAGAUGAACAACAACAACAACAACGAAGGUGUGUUGGCUUCGAAAAAUGAAGGUUUGAUGGUCGUCAAAGAUGUGAUGCCCAGCGAAGAGCCAACGAUGGUUGAGACAGUGUCGGAAAAAAUGAUGAGCGAUGAAAUGGCCAAAGAAGAACUGAAACACACUGAUUCUGAAAUGGGUUCAAUGAACACGGAUAACGGUAAUGCAACCAGUGUGGAAAACGAGCCAACUGAAGGUGAUUUGAAGGUUGAACUUGCAUCGGUGUCCGAGAUGAACGAUGAAAAGACCGAAUCAUCGGAAAUAUCCGAGCAAACGGAAGCAUCGGAACCAUCAUCAUCGUAUGCCACUGACUCGGAAUCAAAAGAUGAUACACAAAUUGAGUCUGAAUCAGGUACGUCUGAAAAUACUACCGAAAAUAGCACUGAAAACACCGUCGAAACAUCGGAACCGAACGAAGUUACUCCGAGCGAACAAAGUGGCGAUAACGCACAUCAAAACGAAGCAAAGAAAGAAGAAGAAGAAGGUACCGUUACCGCUGCCGAAAAGAAAGAUGAUGCACAAACUGAAACGGAGCAGAAAAGUGACGAUGCAAAUGAAACGGUGAAAAGUGAUUCGUCGAAGCGAUCACCGCGCAAAAAGGGCACAAACAAGAAACGCAAGAAUCGCUCACGUUCGCAGAAAAAGCAAACUGAUUAUUCGGAUUUGGUCAAGUACACCGUAAGUGUAUCGCAACGGCAACGACGGUACACGUUGCAUGUGCCACGUGGUCGCGUGAUCAAUGCACCGGGUGAUGAUUGCGAAAUUUUCUGCUCGAACAUUCCGAUAAAUGUGCUCGAAGGUGAAUUGAUCCCGUUGUUUGAGCGUUAUGGCAAAAUUUGGGAAUUACGCUUGAUGAUGUCGUUGCGUAAUCCAAAACGUAAUGCUGGCUUCGCCUUUGUACGGUACACAAGCAACAAAUCGGCCACUGAGGCAACUGAAAAACUCAACAACUACGAAAUUUUGCCCGGCAAACUGAUUGCAAUCCGUUUGAGCCAACCAAAUCUCAGUCUAUUCGUUGGUAACAUUCAUCGGGGCCUGACUCGCGAACAAAUCCACGAAAAAAUCGGCAGCCGAACCAAUGGUUUGGUGAAGACAUUCGUGAAGACGUCGUUGUAUGAAGACACGAAAAAUUGCGGUUUUUGCUUCCUCGAAUACGAUAGUCAUUCGGCCGCACUAAAAGCCAAGCGAUUGUUGAACCAAGGCAAUGUUUGGGGUCGUCAAUUGUUCGUCGAUUGGGCACAGCGUCGCAAGCAACCAGAAGAAAGCGAUCUCAUCGAAAGCAAAACGCUGUUCAUCAAUAAUCUACCGAAAGAAACAACGGAUGAGCUAAUCACCGAGACAUUGAGUUCGUAUGGGACCAUCGAAAAAAUCACAAAGAUCAAGGACUAUGCAUUCGUUUUGUUCGAAGAACAUCAAUCCGCUGAAAACGCAAUGAAUGGUGUGGACAAAACCAAAUUGGGUAACGAAAAGGUCGAAAUUUCUAUGGCCAUGCCAAAAUCGAUGAAAAGUCGACCACGAUUCUCAUCGUUCCCAUCGUAUCGGAAAAAUAGCCACCAUCAACGACGAAGUGGCCGAAAUCGAGGCAGCAACCAUUUUAAGGGAUUCAACACAUCAUUUGGUUCAUCGACAUCGACCAACAAAUUCUACAUGCGCAAACAGCACAAGCCGAAAAAAGUAGGUGGCAACAGCGAUGCAGCCGGCACUAUCGUUGAACAAACCAUCAUUCCGAUGCCCAUCGGCACCACUUCGGCAGCCGAAACAUUAGCCAAUUAAAUUACGACUUUUUCUUAGAUUGGCUCAACUCACUUUUUUCUACUUCCAUUCGAAUUGAACUAAUUUAAUCCAUUGAUUAAGAUACUCUUUUAUACUCGGAUUUUCCUGUUUUUCUUUUCUUCUUUCAAACAAUUAAGAUUGCUUUCAUUAUACAAACAUCCAUUUAAAUGUUGGAAUAAAUAAUGAUAAAUACACCUACCUGCUUGCAGGUUAACGAAUAAAUAACACAAAAAUAUUUCCCAAAAAAA
Sitodiplosis mosellana (orange wheat blossom midge) is the source of this 2517-nucleotide messenger RNA. Its product is annotated as heterogeneous nuclear ribonucleoprotein R-like. The transcript has 3 exons. The record is from RefSeq and is a predicted model, not a curated record. Bases 371 to 2269 code for a protein of 632 amino acids. Gene Ontology annotation, cellular component: nucleus. Lineage: Eukaryota; Metazoa; Arthropoda; Insecta; Diptera; Cecidomyiidae. Gene Ontology annotation, molecular function: mRNA binding.